This is a messenger RNA of Suillus subaureus, 1002 nucleotides long. RefSeq lists its product as uncharacterized. The record is from RefSeq and is a predicted model, not a curated record. NCBI's taxonomy places the organism in Eukaryota, Fungi, Basidiomycota, Agaricomycetes, Boletales, Suillaceae. The transcript has 9 exons. The coding region runs from base 1 to 1002 and encodes 333 amino acids.
AUGGCCCUAUCUAGUGCAUACAGUGUCCAGGCCUUCACCAAAGUGUUAUGUGCACUACACAAUGUCACAUAUAUCAAAAUAUUUUGUGAACAAUUUGUGAUCGCUUUUGAUGUCUACCUUGCUAUCAUUUGCGAGAUUCGAUCAUGCAUUGAUGUGGUAUUUGGUCAAUCUGACCCUGACUGGCGACUUCACAACAGCUGCCCUGCAUGUACCUUCAAGCAACCUGAUGAAGUUGCCUUGUAUAUGAUCAUGUCAGAAGAUGUCGACAAGUUUAAAGAUGACAUGUGCUUAUGUCCUGGUGAACAGAGUGUUGGCAAUGAGUCUGUUCAACCAAACGAAUCUCUUACAUGCAUGGACAACUGGCAAGCAGCCAAUUCUAUGUCUGGGAGUGAGAACACUGUCCAUGUCUUCAAGCAGACAGGAAUCUUUUUAUCUGCAUGUCAGCAUGGAAUUAUUCAGACUCUUACCAAAAUGAGGUGCAGUGGAGAGCUGGCAAAGUACCCUCUGGCAACAAUCAACAAACUAAUUGAUGUGUUUGGCGACCACCUUGGCAUUGGUAGUGACAUUGGAUGCAGUCUUCAAAAAACAAAAGCUGGCAACCAUCAUCUUAUUCUUGCUGUCAAUGCAUUUCAUGGCCACACGCACAAUCGCAAGUGCCAGCUGCAACAUCACCCUCUUUACUUGCUGCCACUUAUACAUCAUGCAUCACGUUUUCAUUAUGUUCAGUUCCUGGAGCUUCAUUUUGACCAGUGGGAUAUUGAUAAGUACCUUGAACUUAGCCGGUUUAUUCUGAAUAACUACAAGCAAGCGCUAACUAUGAUCUCUGACUACACCAAGGAACUUGAAGCUUAUUGUGCAACAUUCCCUGGGCAGGGACUUGAUUUUGAAAGUUGGAUUGCAGAAGAGCUUGCUUAUCUGGAGGCCAUGGCUGUAGAGCCUGUGCAGGAUGCUACUGUGGUUGAGUACAUUGAAGUGCUUGAGAAGCUCAAUAAGUACCAGUGA